This is a messenger RNA of Pisolithus orientalis, 495 nucleotides long. Its product is annotated as acyl-CoA N-acyltransferase. Gene Ontology annotation, molecular function: acyltransferase activity, transferring groups other than amino-acyl groups. Gene Ontology annotation, cellular component: NatA complex. Gene Ontology annotation, biological process: mitotic sister chromatid cohesion. Lineage: Eukaryota; Fungi; Basidiomycota; Agaricomycetes; Boletales; Pisolithaceae. The record is from RefSeq and is a predicted model, not a curated record. The coding region runs from base 1 to 495 and encodes 164 amino acids. The transcript has 3 exons.
AUGGCAAGCCACCCAGCCCCCCCUGUGCGCCUGUCCUUUGCGUCGUUGACCCCUCAGAAUGUCGGGACCAUUCGAAAACUCAACGCCGUGCUUUUUCCUGUCAGAUAUGGCGAGAAAUAUUAUCAGGACAUACUGCAAGCAGAAGUCGAACCUUUCUGCCAGCUCGUAUACUACAAUGACAUCCCGAUCGGCAACAUUUGCUGUCGGUUCGAAGGUAGAGAUUUGUAUCUCAUGACCAUGGGGAUCCUUGCUCCUUACCGCUCCUGCCAAAUUGGCUCCCAAGCCAUCGAACGCAUUAUCGAGGCCGCGUCCUCUCAUACCAAGCCAAAAAUCGGACGGAUAUACCUUCACGUACAGGUAUCAAAUGAAGACGCCAAACGAUUUUAUGAGCGGCAUGGGUUCAAGGAAGUAGGCAUCCAUGAGAACUACUAUAAAAAGAUCAUUCCUCGGGAUGCUUGGAUACUAGAAAGACGGUUCCAGAAUGCAGACAAGUGA